GAGAGAGGGGGAAGGAGGGGGGGGGAGGAGGAACCAGGGUAAUGGACGUGGUGGUAAACUCGAGAGAGGGACAUAAUGAACAGUAUACAGAUGGAACAUAAUUAUAUAUUAACAACGAAAUUUAAGGGCUACAGAGUUAAAGGGAUGUGGGGGUGGAGAACACAAUAUUUUAUUGACUAAUUCUCAAAGGACACCAUAACCUCAGGGAGUCAUCAGCGAAUGUAAUACGUGUUUGUGAUUCACUGCACGUCAUUCAUUAUCAUAAUUCAUCUCUUCGCUCCACUCUUCGUGUGCGCGCUGACCACGGUGAUGACUUUAUGUACAAAACCGAAUGUACAAUUUCGUGUGUGUUGGCAUACGACUUACUCGUACAUAAGCUCCUACACUUUCCCGCGCCUUUUCCCUAUCGUCUGCAAACCCAAAAGCUCAUCCGGUAGAUAGAUAAGUAUACAACGUUAGAAAGCUUGCUAAGAAAGCUUUGUCUUCCUCCGAAAGCACACGCGGAUACACCUUUCCGUUAUUUUUGUAUACAAGGGAGACGCAUUCGAAUUCUUCAACUCGAACAAAACCACCUGCCAGUGUUGCCCGCACUGCACAGCAUUUCAGCAUUUACUUUCUGGAGAACCCUUUCCGGAUAUACGGCAUCUACAUUCAAAGGUUUCGACUGCUGAGCAUCACCCGCUGAGCACUGAGUCAGAAGAGAUAAAGAUAAGAAAGUGGAUAUUGCUCACAAGUGCAGGCUUCGAGGACCCUCAAUUUCGUUCGUUCUCGAGAAAGUUCACAUGACGUCGAGGGUUUUUACGAGAUCUUCUGGUCAAGAGAGAAACGAUGCGAAUUAGACAUUUCAUGGAUAACAAGCCUGUAGGUAGAGACGAGAGCAUUCGCGCUGCGACAGUACGCAGCCUGUAUGAUGGAACAGAGAUGUCGAGAGACGAAAAUGCGCAGACGACAUCUCAGCAUGAAUUCGCUUCGCGGGAAAAUCGCUGCAACGAAAGCGACAAUUUUUCCCUGCCGGAGGUCAAUGCGAACGCCCCGCUUUCCACAUCUACUGUAGAUGACGACCGUUACGCAUAUGCGUUGCGUACGCGUUUGACUGGCGACCAAGAAAGGCGACGUGCAACUCGUCAUGAUGCGGGUGACGGAAUCGCCGGCGGCCAUCCGACAAUAGAAUUUGAUUUACGAAGACGAAAUGGAGGGGAAGAGGUAGAUAUGUUGUGUCAUAGUUUCGCCGGUAUUGACGAGGAUGAUUAUGUUCGAGCUGCUUCCGACUCUGAGCCCCAGGGCAACGAGAGGGAUGACAUUUUGAUGGGUGCGUGUAGCAGCAGCUGUAGCAGCAUCAGUGACUGUGGAAUGGCCACCACCGGGGUGAUAUCCACCAGCAGCACCCGGAGAACUCUUGGACAGAUUCGAGAGAGCUUGGAGCAAAAAGUCAAGCGCUUACGGGCGGAGAAAGAGGCGGUGGACGAGAAGAUUCGUCUGGCGCAGGAAGAAGAAGAAAUCAGAAUGCGAGAGAAAAUCAAAAUUCGCGGGAAAGUGAUCAUGCAGAGGAAAGAUCGUCUAAGAAAAUUGGUGUGUGAUUUGAAAGGUCAGUUGGAUGACCACAGUCAGAGACUACAGAAUGCCUACAGCACGCUUCUCCUGUUACAGAGGACUAUCUUUAGAAGUAGGAGCUUCUGCAGGAGUAGGCGAAUCAAGCAGAGGCCGGGACUGGCAGAGGCGCCAUUUUAAAAAUUACCGCUGACCUGAGAAUGUAUAAUAGCAGGGACUUUAGAAACAGUCUUUAUGCUCCCUGCACAUGCUCUGUUCCGGGUCUAGAACAAGUGAAUUUGCAUUUAUAUGAAAAUAUGAUUAUCAUUCACCCCAGAUUCUGACCUUCAUUUCAAAAUUGAUUUGUGCAAUUUUGUAUUAUAAUCUACUUUGUAGAUAAUGUAGAUAUUGUAUGUUAGUAUAUAGCAUGAUCUAUAUAUUGAUUUAUAUGUCAACCGUUUAAUACUUUUGCUGUAAACAAUAAUGGAAACCUACGUUAGUUACAUUCUUUUUCCAAACGGUAUAGUGCAAUGAGUGGAGAUGGUACAAAGUGAUUGGAUUAUUUUCUGAUCUAGUUUGAAAGUAAGAAUAUGGCUUACAAACAAGACAGUGUUGAAACCUUUAGCUUUGUAAUUAACGUAUAUAUCAAAAUCUUUCAUUAAGUUGUGAAGUAACUUUUAUAUGUGGAUGUUUCUGUGAGAUUGAGAAAUGAGAUGGCGGCCAAAUUAACGAAAUUUUGUAUUUCCGUUAUUCUAUAAAUAAGUCAAUAUUCCUGCUUCAUAAUAAACUUGAAGAAACAAAUCAUUGCCAAAUGGUUUUGGGGUGAGCGUAAGCAAUGCGAUGUAUUUAUGCAUGCCUAUAAUCUUUAUAACAAAAAUACUAAUGUAGAUGUUUUCCUGUCGUCAUGAUGGGCCUAGUAUUGUUGACCAUUUCUUUUCUUCAUUUAUCUUCUCUGUCCCUCUCAAAGUCAUAAUUUUUCUUCAUCAAGAUAAUCUCUUUUUUCCCCAUCCUCUCCUUUUCUCUCUGUGCUCUUUCUCCACCUUCCCCUAUUUUUCAUGACUGUGCGUAUUUUUUUGUUCGGUCCUUUUUCUCUAAUUCUCUUUAAACUUCACGUUACCUUAUAUUAAUUCAUUUAUUUUCAGGCAAUAGGCAGUUUCUGGGGGAAAACGAUUGAAAAAUUUCUCCGAUUUAAAGAGAUAUGAAGUUGAUUUUUAUGAUGAUUUAAUGCCCUUAAAAAUUACCUUUACAAUAGAAAAACUAUAAUGGACAUCGGUGUCAAAUUUCACAUUAGUAUUUAUAUUUGUGAAAAUCAGAUUCUUCCUAUAUAUUAUGAUAAUAAAAGGUGAAUACUUUCAACAUUACUAUAAAACUAUGCAUUUCCUUAAUAAAAUUCAGUAUAUAUGUAGGAUAUAGAAUGUUUGUUAACUCUUUCACCUUUAAAUGAAUUUGUAUAAUUUCAAAUGUCUAUUUAAAGUUCUAACAAGACAAAACAAUAUUCAUAGUAAUUAUAUUCAACAGAAAUUGAUGUAACCAAUAAUGAAUUAUGUAACUUAAAAAGAUAUUAAAAGAAAGUUCUUGACUAAAAACCAAAACAAAUUCUUCAAAUUUCAAAUUUGUAGGAUCUUCAUCAAAGUAGGCUGCAGCAUUUCGUAAAUUAUCUUGUUAAAGAUAUUCAAAUAAUGCAUUCAACGAUUGUCUCAAGGAAAGAAUAUUCUGGCAUUGUAGCUGUGUUUUUCCGUUUUAUUUGUUGUGUUCAUAAUCGAAUGUUUGGAACGAAAAUUCGUUUAAGAUUAUAUUGAUGCAUUUGUAUAGGUCACGACGGAAAAAUAUCUGUAUAUAGAUUCCGUGAUAUCGGAUGAAAGAGAUAAUCAACGAUAUGGGCUAAACGUGAAUAUGAAGAAAUGUAUACAAGGACAAAGAAAUUGUUUAGCAUUAGCAACAGCCCCCUCGCAUCCAAACACCAAUUUCCAAAAUCGCAUCAUCUUCACGUCUGUUUGGAGCAGGACAUAACGCCUUUCUGGCUCUGAACAUAAUCAAUUGUAUUCGCUUCGUGGCAGCGCGUUCAUGCCAAUACGAUUUCAUCUCGCUAAUAGGUUCUCAUUCCAAUCCACCUUUUAAAUAUGCUUUCACCAGGUGUUCAUAUAUGAUCCAAUUAAUGUGAAAAGCCUUGAACAUAAAUUGUGAUGGUCCGACGUAAAAGAUUGUAAUAAUAUGAAGUGAUGCCUUACUCAUCAUGAGUACAAGCAUGCUGCCUGAAUUAAUUUCUUCGACAUGAGUUAUAUGCAAUCGUUUGAUGGGCCUACAUGUCUGGUUGCUAUGGUUACAAGUAUUUUCGAUUGAUUAUAUUGCUCUGUAAUGUUCUAUGAGGUGAAUUAUUAACUUGAUGUAACAUUAUGAUAGAUAUUAAUUAUGAGUGGAUGUAAGAUAUAAAGAGAGAUUUCCUAAUCAUGAAAAUGACAAGAGUAUUGUAUACAUAAAGAAUGAAAAAUAAAAAUAAACGCUUUGUAUAUUGACAAACUUAAA
This is a messenger RNA of Strongylocentrotus purpuratus (purple sea urchin), 4050 nucleotides long. RefSeq lists its product as uncharacterized. The coding region runs from base 829 to 1728 and encodes 299 amino acids. Lineage: Eukaryota; Metazoa; Echinodermata; Echinoidea; Camarodonta; Strongylocentrotidae. The record is from RefSeq and is a predicted model, not a curated record. The transcript has 2 exons.